AUAUGACAAGGUGGAAUUUGGAACAAUUCACAAUUUGACGCCUGAAAAGAUGUAUGAAAUUGUAGGAACAGAAAAAGAGGCAAUAUAUUCACUAGAACAUUCUUUAAAAAACAUAUAUGAUAUUUUUAAUAGAUGCUAUAAUGCGGAAAAAGAGAAAUAG
Molecule: messenger RNA, 160 nt
Organism: Entrophospora candida
Lineage: Eukaryota; Fungi; Glomeromycota; Glomeromycetes; Entrophosporales; Entrophosporaceae
Source: the annotation of a GenBank genome assembly